Molecule: messenger RNA, 1488 nt
Organism: Prosopis cineraria
Lineage: Eukaryota; Viridiplantae; Streptophyta; Magnoliopsida; Fabales; Fabaceae
Product: MADS-box transcription factor 6-like
Exons: 9
Coding region: 378-1082 (234 amino acids)
Biological process (GO): positive regulation of transcription by RNA polymerase II
Cellular component (GO): nucleus
Molecular function (GO): DNA-binding transcription factor activity, RNA polymerase II-specific; RNA polymerase II cis-regulatory region sequence-specific DNA binding; protein dimerization activity
Source: RefSeq, a predicted model, not a curated record
CUGUGAGGUCCCGUUAUCUGAUCCUUAAUUCUCUCUCAAGUGCCAAUCUUUACAUAUCAAUGAGGAAAGCGUUCCUCUCUCUGCCUCCCAAAGUGGACGGGUUCAAGAAAAGAAUUAUUGAGCAAAACAGAAACUCCAAGGAAUUAACUGUACAAAGUACUAAACCCAAGUCGGUAUUUUACAACCUCGGGAAGUUACAUCAGUGAAAGAAACUCGGUAAUUGAGGAAUAUUUGUGAUGCAUUCUGUCUCUUUAUUAUUAUGUGCUUUCUUCUUUUACCUCUUAGUGUAGGUGAAGAUAAAUAGGGGGCGAGAGAGGGAGGGAGAGAGAGAGAGAGAUCUUGCAGAUUAUCAGUGCAGUAGAGAGAGAGGGGGGGGGAUGGGAAGAGGAAGAGUAGUUCUGGAGAGGAUAGAGAACAAGAUCAACAGGCAAGUGACGUUCUCCAAGAGAAGGAAUGGAUUGCUGAAGAAAGCGUACGAGCUUUCAGUGUUGUGCGAUGCUGAGGUCGCUCUUAUUAUCUUUUCCAGCCGUGGCAAGCUUUACCAGUACAGCAGUUCUGACCUAAACGGAACCAUAGAGCGGUAUCGUCAAUGUUUUUACAUUUCACAACAUCACGACCAUCUCGAACAUGAAUCUCAGAACUUGUACCAGGAGCUUUUGAGAUUAAAAGUCAAGCAUGAAUCUCUUGAGAGGACACAAAGGCAUUUGCUUGGAGAAGAUCUUGAGCCACUAAACAUGAAGGAAUUGCAUAGUCUUGAGAAACAACUCGACAGAACGCUAACACAAGCACGACAGCGCAAGACCCAGAAGAUGAUGGAAAGAGUCGAUGAGUUACGCAAAAAGGAACACGAAAUAGAGGAGGCUAACAAACAGCUCAAGCACAAGCUUCAAGAAAUAUAUGAACGUAGCCAAACCGUGGAAGAUCUUGAAGUCCAAGGAUCAGGGACAAAUCACAGCACCUUACAAAUAUGGGAUGGGCAGAAGGAAGGAAGUUCAAAAGGAAAAGCGAUUGACACGAGGACACAGGGCGGCCAGAUCAUUCAUGACCACAACCACAAUCACAACAAUGGAUGGCUGAUUUGAAUUUGAAACUUGAUAAACUCAAGUUUGGAGUUGCUCUUAAAUUAAUACAUAUCUACAUAUACAUACAUACAGACAUACAUACAUACAUACAUAUAUAUAUAUAUAUAUAUAUUCUUCAACUAUAUAUAAUUUGCUCCUUAAUUUAGAAGCAUGUAUACUUGUGAAAUGUCCAUAAGCGACACACAAUUAGGGUUCUGUGGUUAUGAUACUAUUAUAUAUAGCUGCAUGAGUUUUAAACAAUCAAUAAACCAGUGCAUGCAUGCUACAUGGUAUUUGUGUAACUACAUGAGUGUGUGCCUCUUAAGGCAGAAACAAAACCAAUGAAGCAUCAUCUUAACUUUUUUGGAAUAACGAUGAUUGGAGAUAAAUUUUAUUCUACUCUCUAUUUAUUUUGUUAAUUUAUGGA